AUGGCCAUCGCAGUGCCCCCUCUUCCGCCUUAUCCGUCCAACAAGGCUCGCGCACUGCUCCCUCCCUCCCAGCAAGCAACUCUGAACGACACCAUCUCUCGUUCUCUCGCCCAGACCCUUGCUCUUCCAGACUCUCAAUGCGACAUCAAAACUACUCACGUAUUUCUCUCUUCGUUCGCAAGCGACACAGUUCAAUCUGUGCUGCAGCAUAUCAUUUGGGCGGACGAGCAUGAGGCAGGACGAUCCACUUUAUUCUCCAACCUCUCGCCGGUCGAGCGCAUCAUUCGCCGGCGAGCGUUCCGCCUGGCCGAGCGGCUUGCGAAGACCGACUCGCUUGAGCUGCAGACUCUGCUCGAUCUAAGCAUUGCAUAUGCUUCCACCAACGUUUCUCGUCUCCGCGGACUGCUCUCUUCUGCGUUCUCUCGCAACCCGACGUUAUUGUCGCAAGUGCAAGAUGAAGCCGUGAGCGCGUUCACCGCCCUGCUAUCUACGCCCUCUCAGGGCCUCUACGGACUGCGUAAGACAUCGUACAUCCUUCUUUGCUUCGUCCGCCCUGCUCCAACAGACGUGAUCCGCAUCUUCGCUCGCAGCAAGUCGUUCAUGCUCGCUCUCGCCCGCGCCUACGACAACGGUCUUGCGUCCCUCGCCCAGUCUUAUGGCGGUCUCCGUCUCCUCUCAGCCGACUCCCAAGGCGCGUCGCUCGACCAGUGGGAGCGGAUCUUCCUUGAAAGCAAAGUAGCGUUCAUCGACACCUUCCACGUCCUUAUGCGUGCUCUCCUUGAUGAAAUCACUGCUGCACUACUCGUCGAGCCUGCCCUCGCUGCGCAGCGCGAGCCGGCGUUCGAGGUGAUAUUCGCUCUCAUCGAGAUGUCCGCAUCCUCUCGGGAUACGGGCGACAACCAGAGCACGACCCCGACGCCUUUCCUGAACCGUCCGCUUCUUGCGGAUUACGAGCAUGCAUACAAUCUCUCGCGCAUGCUCUCAGAGGUAUUCAGUCAUGCAGAGGAUGCGCAUGCUGAUCAAUUGGAAUCAUCGCUUCGUUCGCUGGAUGGAGACGCUCAGAACGGAGCUCACGCUGCAGGCCCCGGUGCAUUAAAACUCCUUCUGCGAUCAUCCGGUGCAGCUCCUGGAAUAAAUAGCCGGGGACGAGUUCCCGGCGGACCGUCCACCGACGUAAAGGGCAAGAGUAGGGCGAUCGAAGCGAAAAUCAGCUUGCAAGAGGACAUCGCAAUUGACGCUGCCGUCUCGCAAGUGCUCGACAUCCUGCCGGACCUGCCGCAGGACUACGUGCGUUUCCUGCUGGCACAUGCGGACUAUCCAUACCACGGAAAUGCAGAGCGCUUGAUCGGCGCGCUGCUGGAGGAUACGGCGCCGGCGGUGCAGGAAGUGGAGGAGACGAUGCGCACGGCGAGCGGGGGCGGAGCGGACACGAGAGAAGGAAGGGAGACAAAGGAGGAGUAUAUAUAUACGAAGGAAAGGAAAAAUGUGUUUGACGAGGAAAAGAUGGAGUUGAAGAAUGUCAGUAAAGGGAAGAAGAGCGAGGAUGCAUCGGCUUUCCUGCAAGACCGCGCAUAUAUCGAGGAGAUGAAAGCAGAUAUCCUGCGGCGCGCGGAAGAGAUCUUGGAGGACGAGUCGGAAGAGGAAGAGUACGACAGUACAGCAAAAGGCAAGGGAAGGGCAAGGGACAUCGCGUAUGAAGAAGAGCUCGACGAGCUGGACGCGGGCGGGAUCAAGGUUCGCGAUGGCGACGAGAGCGAACUGGAAGGGCCUGAUACAGACGGGGAGGAUAGAGCAGAGGGGAUCGGUGGAGAGAGCACCCCGAGGAAGCCGGAAACGAUCUUGGAGCUGGCGUACUUGCAGGACCCGAAGCAGUUCGAGAGGGAUGGGCAGACGCGUAGAAGCAAGGCGCGGGCUGAUCUUAGGGCACAGACAGGCUGGUCAGACGAACAAAUCGAGGGUUGGAAAAUCAUGCUUGAGAGGAAUCCUAACAAGGACAAGGUGCUGGCAAAGCACGAAUUUCGCGGCAAUAAACCUGGCACACCUCUCCCGCCAGCUGUCGGCCCUUCCCAACCGCGAGGCGAUGGUCGCGGCCGCGGUGGUGGCGCAAGAGGCAGAGGGGGCCGCGGCAGAGGCAGAGGCAGGGGCAGAGGCAGGGGUAGCGGUGGUGGUGAAGCUGGCGGCGGAGGCGAUGGCGGUGGCGCUUCCGCAGGGGAACGGGCAUGGAAGGACAAGAAUAAGGCGAGUCGGGCGAACCAUAACAGGAAGAGAGGGCAUGAUAAGAAGAUGGCGAGGGCAGGAGGGCCGAGCUGA
Messenger RNA from Laetiporus sulphureus 93-53, 2310 nucleotides. RefSeq lists its product as uncharacterized. The transcript has 5 exons. Gene Ontology annotation, molecular function: ubiquitin binding. Lineage: Eukaryota; Fungi; Basidiomycota; Agaricomycetes; Polyporales; Laetiporaceae. Bases 1 to 2310 code for a protein of 769 amino acids. The record is from RefSeq and is a predicted model, not a curated record.